UUAACACAGUAAAACAUACGGGAAAAUUGCCAGUAUGUCGUUUGACGAAUUCGAUCGUAGGGCCUCCCAGCGCGACAGCCUGAAGUCAACCAAGUCGUUGGCCUCUAUCCUGCGAGGACACACAAUACCAGUGAGACGAGGAACCCACGUGUCUCCGGCCCGUGUCUCCGGCUUGAAAGCGGAGGUCGCGGAGUCGCUCACCAAAUCCAUGUCCACUAUAUUCAGGCAGAGCACUAUGAAUAUGCGGUAUGCGGACACCACUCUUCUGGACCUCGAAGAUUGGGUGCUGCAUCCAAGAAAAUUCGACGACGAUGUGGAUGUCAGUCAACACCCCAGCUACAAUAUUAUGUCGUUCUCCUACGAUCUGAAUUGCUAUGUGAGGUAUUUGGAGGCCAAGGAAAAGUACGACAAGCAUUUCCACGAUGAAAUGCAGUACUUCAUAGACACUCAAGACAGGGCCAUCAAUCAGUUUGUCCUGAGGCGCAUCUUGUGCUACAAUAGUCGUUGGCCGCCACUGCACUCAAAACGGGAAAUAAACCGAUUCGUUACAAAGUUCUUUCAGCUGACACCCAAGCAAAAGGAUCGUCUGCACUAUCUCAUGAAAACCGAUCUGAGUGCGGGAUCGUAGACCCUCAAGAGAGCAGCGACAGAGCGACAGAGAAAGCGUUGAUAAAAUUACAAAUGCAAUUGUGCUGAU
Drosophila persimilis is the source of this 697-nucleotide messenger RNA. RefSeq lists its product as uncharacterized. The transcript has 3 exons. The record is from RefSeq and is a predicted model, not a curated record. Lineage: Eukaryota; Metazoa; Arthropoda; Insecta; Diptera; Drosophilidae. The coding region runs from base 35 to 628 and encodes 197 amino acids.